AUGUCACAUUUCAUAUCGGAGCCGUCAUCCCCCAAUAGCAGGAGACCUGAUGAUUGCUUGGGGGCGGCCACAAUUGAGCCCGCUCGGGCCCCAGCUAUCUGUGUCAGGCAGUCCUCCAGUCGAGUUGGUCUUGGGGUCUUUGCGGAAACCAACAUCUCUCAUGGUGCGCUGAUUUUCCAAGAAAGACCUGUUUUCGAGGCCACUCACGACAACUACUGUGAGACAUGCUUAAAGGAUGGCCCGGAAACGUAUAAAACCCUUUCUCCCAAGAGGAAGGCACUGAUGCAGGCUGCCUUUCGGCCACUCGCAAAUGCGGACCAAAUUCCGCUGUCGAAAGCAUACGAACUACUUCCUGAAAUCGGCAAAAUGGUUCGCCAGCCGACCAUGGUCGAGUUCGAUGUGACCCUGGAUCAAUACAAGUCGGGCACAUCGUCGUCUUCAUCCCCAAGGUGGCCGACACAAUACGACAAACAGAUUUUAAAAUUUGUCCGCUUGUACGCCUUUCGCGCACCGGAGGAUUGCGGAAACAGGAGGCAUGGCGCAUACAUCUAUCUCAUCGGCUCAUUGAUCAACCACAAGUGCAGCAAGUUCAACUGCAACUUUAGCUUUCAAGACGGCGAGAUCCGGGUAAUUGCCAGGACUAAUAUCACAAAAGGCCAAGAGUUGAGCAUAAACUAUGGAUCACCAGCGUUUGACUGUUUUUGCGAGGAAUGCGAAGACAUAAGAAAGUCACAUAACCAUUAUCGUUUGAGUUGUACGAUGAGUUAA
Messenger RNA from Pyricularia grisea, 768 nucleotides. RefSeq lists its product as uncharacterized. The record is from RefSeq and is a predicted model, not a curated record. The transcript has a single exon. Gene Ontology annotation, molecular function: protein binding. NCBI's taxonomy places the organism in Eukaryota, Fungi, Ascomycota, Sordariomycetes, Magnaporthales, Pyriculariaceae. The coding region runs from base 1 to 768 and encodes 255 amino acids.